This is a messenger RNA of Arabis nemorensis, 381 nucleotides long. The record is from the annotation of a GenBank genome assembly. Lineage: Eukaryota; Viridiplantae; Streptophyta; Magnoliopsida; Brassicales; Brassicaceae.
AUGUUUAUUGUGUUCGUUCAUGUACCGAAGGCACUUGUCUGUACUAUUACGGGUGAGUUCGAGGGUAGACUAGAUUCGGGAAACUAUGGAUUAUGGAAGUCAAGGAUGAAGUGCUUGAUUGGAGGUAUCAAGGCUCUAGCAUUGAGAGCAGUUCUGGUUCGGUGGGAAACUCCUACAAUAGUUGAUGCAGAAGGGCUCAGAAGUGCCAAACCAGAAGAGACUGUGUCAAAGAAGACGUUUGAACUCAUUCAGGGUUGUCAAACAGUAAAAAAAGCAACGAAUCUGCUUCAAGUCCACUUUGAGGGAACUAUUAAGGUUCAUAAUUCAAGAAAAGACAUGCUGACUUCUAGGUUUGAGAAUCCGAUAAUGGAGAAACAUUAA